UUUCUAAGAAAAAAAAAAAAAAAUUCCAGUCACUCAACCUGAGAGUCUGUAACCUGAGAGAAUGACCACCAGCUGUGGCUGAUUUGGUAUCGAGAUGCAGCAGAAAGACAAAAGAGGGAGCGUCAUUUUUGGUUGAAAUGUUUCCAUGUGGUGAACCAUUGUAAGGCUGUGUACGUGUUCAUACAGGGGUGAUGAUCAUUGUGACUUUCUGCACCUUUAAUCUGGUUCUUCAGUGUGUUGACAGGUUUUCUGUUUAUAUCUGCUUGUAAAGACGUCUCUGCUUGGAUUAAUAAGAUCAGGGCAGACAGUGAAAAACAUUAGACCAGGAAGAGAACAAUACACUACAACCUCUGUCAUUCUCAAGUCUGAUAAAUACAACUAUAAAGCCAUAAGGAUCUGAUGAUGAUUCUGCUACAAUGGUGUUAAUAGAUAAACUCUGUAAAUAUGUCUAGAACCAUUUCCAGGACUCCCACCAUGGCCAGAUUCCCGGGUCCUGCUCUGUUCAACCACAUCCUGAUGAUCAACUGUCAGUUUCUGCAUUAUUCCUCUGGUAUUGACUGUAUGGGAACAGACGUGACUAAAUUAAUAUAUUUCUAUUUUUCUGUUAGUUCAAUCAAUCAAGUGUAUUUAUAAAGCCCUUUCUACAUCAACAGUUGUCACAAAUUGGUUUUAGUUGUGGUUAGCCCUUGACUCAGUGGGGCCUGGCCUUUGGGGUGUGAGAACAGAGUCUGUUGUCAUGUCUGCUUGUAAUGAAACCUCUGGCCAGGUAUAAGUAGAUCUUUGCAGACUGUUUGUGAAUCAGAAGUCCUGGAGGAGAACAAAACACAAGAAUAUCAUCCUUAAGUCAGGUUUUGUCCACAGGUGGUGUAGAAGUCAUGUGGAGAGACACCAUCCUAACUGUUGCUGUGUUGUAUUUCUUCCAUACUUGGACUUUGGGUGUGGACUCAAAGACGGUGCAUUUCAGUCCACCUGGUCUAAAUCCCAGCAUACCUUUAGACAUGGUCCCUGACUCCGUUGAUGACAUGUACGAAGGCUGCACUGAACCAAUGUACACGGAAGUGGAGAAGAAAUAUCUUCCUCGUGAAAAGAAAAAUGAGCCCUUUAAAAAAGCCUGGAGUUCAGCAGAACUUUGUGCAAAAAAUGUGAAGGACCGAUUUAAAAAAAAAACAACACAUUUUGAUAGUGCUGAACUUACACAUGAUCAUAUCAAAGCUAUUUGUGUUUACACAAAAGGAUAUACUCCAAUCUAUGCAGAAUUUAAUGAGGCAGUCCGCACCAAUAAAACAGUGUACAAAACCACCUUUAAGUUCCACUCACUGCAUUUCCUCCUGACUGAUGCUCUCCGCCUACUGAAACUAAAGCAACCUAACUGUCACACAACAUACAGAAGAUCCAAAUCGGCUUUUGAGGGUAAGGUCAACCAAAUAAUCAGAUUUGGCUACUUUGCCUCCAGCUCUCUCAGCAAGGAAAUGACACAUUUUGGAAGAGUCUCCUGCUUUAAAAUAACCACAUGUUCAGGAGCUUUCCUCAAGUCCUACCCAGUGAUGGGAGACAAAGAGCAGGAGGUGUUGAUUCCUCCCUUUGAGAUGUUUAAAAUUAUCAAAAAGGAAAAACCAAAUUUUCUGAAUUGUAAUGUUCUCUACAUAUUAAAGAGUAUAGGCAGGUGGAGUGAUCUGAAUUGUAAAAAUGUUUAGACAUGCAGUUUUAAAAACUAACUCAGUGAACUUCAGACAUUUAAAUGAAACUGUUUAUGUUGCUUAAGCUUGCAGUAGAAUCAUCUCUUUUAGUCAGACCUUCAUAGGGUUUCACAGACAAAUGUAGUUUCCUGUGAACCACAUGAGAAACACAACUAAUAUUUCCACUAAGCACAAAUCAACAAUCUGUCUAAACAUUUAAUCUGGGACAGAAAGCUUUAGAAAGCUAAAUUAAUAUUAAUGUGUGAGUCCCAGGGAAGGACACAUGAUGUGAACAAAGACUUAUACAGACACCACUUCAGUAACAACGUUGUUUAUUUGUUAAAUGUUUUAUUGAAUCUUUAUUGAACCUCUAUUUUACCAGGUAGGCCAAUUGAGAACAGAUUCUCAUUUGCAAUGGCGACUUGGCCAAGACGAAGUGCAAUUUGGCUUGAUUGAGUUUGCAUGUUGCCCCAACAGAAUAAAAUACAGAAAGUGGAAACCCCCCCCACCUUACACUUCAGGCAGGCCAAAGCAAUUUCUCAAGUAUUUAAAAGAUUUCAAAAGCAAAAUUGAACCUAGGUUGUCUACAUCAUUUACUGUAACUAAAGUAUGAUGACCAGUGUAUUUGUUGUAACUAUAUUGACCAUUGUAUUUCUUAGUAACUACAUGGCCUACAUGGGAAAAUAUACUCUGUGUAUUUAGAGUGAAUAGUUUUAUCCUAUAUGUUGAAAACCUUGAAUGUAUUUUCAAAGAAGCAUCACACAAAACACGCUCUACUCACUCUCUCCUCUGUUCACUCUCUACUCACUCUCUCCUCUGUUCACUCUCUACUCA
Molecule: messenger RNA, 2510 nt
Organism: Esox lucius (northern pike)
Lineage: Eukaryota; Metazoa; Chordata; Actinopteri; Esociformes; Esocidae
Product: NAD(P)(+)--arginine ADP-ribosyltransferase 2-like
Exons: 3
Coding region: 876-1694 (272 amino acids)
Molecular function (GO): NAD+-protein-arginine ADP-ribosyltransferase activity; NAD+ poly-ADP-ribosyltransferase activity
Source: RefSeq, a predicted model, not a curated record